ACAGCAAACUCUAGUACCGUCAAGCCAUUUUCAAAAAAAAAAAAAAAGGUUCACUCCUUUCUCUUCCAUUUUCAGCUUCUACAGCAAGCUUUUGCUCUCUCCCACUCUCUAAUGGCUCGAAACAAGGAAGGAUUGGUGCUGUUACUCGAUGUCGGUCCAACAAUGUACAGUGUUCUUCCUGAAAUUAAAAAAGUUUGCUCCAUGCUUAUUCAGAAAAAGUUGAUUUAUGGAAAAUUCGAUGAGGUUGGAGUUGUUGUUUUCGGGACUCAAGAGACUGACAAUGAGCUGACGAAAGAAGUAGGUGGGUACGAGCAUGUUGUCGUCUUACGAAAUAUCAAAGUUGUUGAUGGAGAUCUUGUUGAUGCAUUUCAAGAGCUCCCUCGAGGAAACUUUGAUGGAGAUUAUCUUGAUGCUAUUGUUGUUGGAAUGGAUAUGCUGAUAAAGAAGUAUCAAGCAACAAACAAAGGAAAAAAGCGUCUGUGUCUUAUUACAAAUGCACUGUGCCCUAUUAAAGAUUCAUGUGAAGGGACCAAGGAAGAUCAAGUGAACACUAUCGCGGCUCAAAUGAGUGCACAUGGAAUGAAAAUGGAAAGUGUUAUUGUGAGGGGAAGAUUAUGCGGGGGUGGAGACCAGAGAAUAAUGGCUGAAAAUGAUCGACUGCUGAAUCUUUUUUCAGAGAAAACAUCUGCCAGGGCAGUGUAUGUUGAGAGUCCAACUGCAUUGUUAGGUGCAGUUAAAACUCGAAAUAUAUCUCCAGUAACAAUAUUCAGAGGUGAUCUUGAACUUGGGUCCAAGAUGAAGAUUAAGGUGUGGGUCUACAAAAAAACCUCAGAGGAGAAAUUUCCCACUCUGAAGAAAUAUUCUGAUAAAGCGCCUCCAACUGACAGAUUUGCGACGCAUGAAGUCAAAGUAGAUUAUGAGUACAAAAGUGUGGAAGAUCCUAAUAAGGUUGUUCCUCCAGAACAAAGAAUUAAGGGUUACAGAUAUGGACCACAAGUUGUUCCAAUAUCAUCUGCUGAGUGGGAUGCUGUCAAAUUCAAACCAGAAAAAAGCGUGAAGCUUCUAGGAUUUACUGAUGCUUCAAACAUAAUGCGGCACUACUACAUGAAAGAUGUCAACGUCUUUAUUCCUGAACCAGGCAAUGCAAGGGCUGCUCUUGCAGUUUCUGCUUUAGCUAGAGCAAUGAAGGAAAUGAAUAAGGUUGCAAUUUUGCGAUGUGUCUGGAGACAAGGACAAGGGAGUGUUGUUGUGGGGGUUCUGACACCCAACAUAUCUGAGAAAGACAGCACUCCUGAUUCAUUUUACUUCAAUGUACUUCCUUUUGCCGAGGAUGUCCGGGAAUUUCAAUUUCCAUCUUUCAGCAGUUUUCCAGCUUCAUGGCAGCCGAAUGAGCAGCAGCAAGAGGCCGCAGAUAACCUUGUAAAGAUGCUUGACCUUGCACCAUCUGCCAAACAGGAAGCUCUACUGCCUGAUUUCACACCAAAUCCUGUUCUGGAGCGGUUUUAUCGUCAUCUUGAAUUAAAGUCAAAGCAUCCAGAUGCAGCUGUGCCUCCACUGGAUGAAACUCUCAAAACAAUAACUGAAGCUGAUCCAGAUCUUCUUUCUGAAAAGAAAAAUGUAAUGGAUGCAUUUUAUAAGAGCUUUGAACUCAAGGAGAAUCCAAGGCUAAAGAAAUCAAGCAAGCGGUUAUUGGAGAAAAAACCCUCUGGUUCUGAUGAGGAUUAUCAAGAUACAACCAAUGCUCUAGUUGUCAAGCCUGUUAAGGUUGAAAAAAUUGGGGAUUCAAGUCCAGUUCAAGAUUUUGAAGCGAUGAUGUCAUGCAGAGAUAGUCCAGAUUGGGUUAGUAAAGCAAUUCAGGAUAUGAAAAAUAAAAUAUAUAGCCUGGUUGAGAAUUCCUAUGAUGGGGAUAAUCAUGGUAAAGCAAUGGAAUGUCUACUUGCCCUUCGCAAAGGUUGCAUCCUUGAGCAAGAACCUAAACAGUUCAAUGAUUUCCUUCACCAUCUUUUCAAUGUCCGCCAAGAGAAAAAGUUUCGCAAUUUCUGUGAAUCCCUCAUACCCAAAGGACUCACUUUGAUUUCAAAGUCAGAAGCCAUAGACAGUGAGGUUACAGAUGAUGAAGCUAGAAACUUUCUGGUUAAAAAAGAGCUGAAAUUUGAGUGAGAACGAGACAUAAUGUAAAGUUUGAUUCCUUGUGGUCAUGUUGUAUUUUGCUGAUUCUAGGUAUCUGACUAGAAUCAUAUGCGUGUAUAGGGUCAUCUAAAUCUUAAAAUACAGGGGGAUUGAUGUACGAAUUUCCUCUGAAACUUCCAUUUUAGAAGCUGGCUUGACUAUGGGAAGCCUUGUUUAGAAAUUAAUCAUAACAUUUUGUUA
Messenger RNA from Populus trichocarpa (black cottonwood), 2370 nucleotides. Its product is annotated as ATP-dependent DNA helicase 2 subunit KU80. Gene Ontology annotation, molecular function: telomeric repeat DNA binding; double-stranded DNA binding; DNA helicase activity. The transcript has 12 exons. Gene Ontology annotation, cellular component: nucleus; Ku70:Ku80 complex. Bases 112 to 2160 code for a protein of 682 amino acids. NCBI's taxonomy places the organism in Eukaryota, Viridiplantae, Streptophyta, Magnoliopsida, Malpighiales, Salicaceae. Gene Ontology annotation, biological process: double-strand break repair via nonhomologous end joining; cellular response to gamma radiation; telomere maintenance. The record is from RefSeq and is a predicted model, not a curated record.